Molecule: messenger RNA, 2448 nt
Organism: Cavia porcellus (domestic guinea pig)
Lineage: Eukaryota; Metazoa; Chordata; Mammalia; Rodentia; Caviidae
Gene: Znhit6
Product: zinc finger HIT-type containing 6
Exons: 10
Coding region: 155-1579 (474 amino acids)
Biological process (GO): snoRNA localization; maturation of LSU-rRNA from tricistronic rRNA transcript (SSU-rRNA, 5.8S rRNA, LSU-rRNA); box C/D snoRNP assembly
Cellular component (GO): pre-snoRNP complex; nucleus
Source: RefSeq, a predicted model, not a curated record
UUACGACAGUUCGAGUGCUCUUGCUUGGUUGUUCUGCGCUUGCGGCUCCGGUCCACACGUGUACCGCUGUCUUCCGUCUGGUGAUCCUGCCUGUUGCUGUAGUGCAGCCACUUAGCAGGACGGAGUGGCUGCGUAAUCCAAGGAUCGUGAGCUGAUGCCAUUGGCUGCUGAAAAUGAAGAGGGCUCUGGAGGAGGUCUCCAGAGGGUACCUGAAGGGGCGCGGCUAGGUCCUGAGGCUGGUAGGGAGGUGGAGGUGUGGGAUUCAGCAGCGAUGGAGGAGCCUGGUGGAGGAGAGGAGGGAAAUGCACGAACAGGAGUGAAGAAGACAGAAGAUGCAGAGGAAGGAAGCGAGCAGAGGGCAGGAGAGAUGCGAGUGGAUUUAUCACUUGUGAAACAAGAAAUUAUGGAUUGGUCGGAUGUAGAAGGAGGCAUGUCGGAUGCACAGUGGGUGAAGCAGGAGGUAGGGGAUGGGUCUGAGGUGAAAGAUGAGAAAGCAGGCAUAUUGGAGGUGAAGCAGGAAAUGGAUAAUAGUUUUGUAGUGAAAGAAGAAAAGGUCGAUGAACCAGACGUGAAGGAAGAGAAAGUGAAGGUGAAGGAAGAGGUAAUGGAUUGGCCAGAAGUGAAGGAAGAGGAAGGUAACUUGGAGAUAAAGCAGGAGAUGUUUAUUGAUCAGAAUAUAAAACAGGAGGACAUGAUGGAUGGAGUGCAUGUAAAAGAAGAGGAACAUUUCCUGAAGAAAGAAGUAAUAGAAGAUACAAAGGUGAAAGAAGAGCCUCAAAUAAAUCCCCCAGUGGGCUGCAAACGAAAACUGGCCAUGUCAAGGUGUGAAACUUGUGGUACAGAAGAAGCAAAGUACAGAUGUCCACGUUGUAUGCGAUAUUCUUGCAGCUUGCCUUGUGUGAAGAAACACAAAGCAGAACUGACGUGUAAUGGAGUUCGAGAUAAAACUGCUUAUGUUUCACUACAACAGUUCACAGAAAUGAAUCUCCUAAGCGAUUAUCGAUUUUUGGAAGAUGUGGCAAGAACAGCUGACCAUAUUUCUAGAGAUGCUCUUUUGAAAAAGCCAAUAAGCAAUAAACAUAUGUAUUUUAUGAAAAAUCGUGCCCGAAGGCAAGGUAUUAACUUAAAACUUCUACCCAAUGGAUUCACUAAGAGGAAAGAGAAUUCAACAUUUUUUGAUAAGAGAAAACAACAGUUUUGUUGGCAUGUGAAGCUGCGGUUUCCUCAAAGUCAAGCUGAGUACAUAGAAAAGAGAGUACCAGAUGAUAAAACUAUUAAUGAAAUUCUAAAACCUUACAUUGAUCCGGAAAAGUCUGAUCCUGUAAUUCGUCAAAGGUUGAAAACCUACAUUCGUUCUCAGACCAGCAUCCAGAUUUUAAUGAAGGUUGAAAAUAUGCAGCAAAAUUUAGUAAGGUAUUAUGAAUUGGAUCCUCAUAAAAGUCUUCUCGAUAAUUUGAGGAACAAAGUGAUCAUUGAAUACCCAACAUUACAUGUGGUGUUGAAAGAAUCCAGUAGUGACAUGAUAAUUCUUCACCAAGUGAAAAGUGAAUCUACCAAGAACCUUAGCAGUGAAAAUUGAACACUUCUUCUGGAAUUCCCAGAGAUUUGCAGAGGAUUAUGCAUUGAUGGACUAUUGGAUGAUUAGAUUAUUAUCGGUGAACAAUGGGAAUUUUUUGUCUUUAGAGUAAUUAAAUAACCUAAACUUUGUUUUUAUUUUACAAAAACAUUUUCUAGACUCCUGAGUUAGUAGACUUUAGAGGUCCCUUCUUUUGUAGUGUGAAGCACUUUUUACACACCUCAAUACAGUCCUUCAUAUGGUUAAUUCUGUAGGCUGAAAAUGUUUUGUUAGUUUGGAUAAAACUGCACCAACCUGAAGAGAGCCUUCUCUAACGGAACUUCACUGAAAAGAACUGUCAUGUCAUGAACCAUCUAGUUGCAUGUUCCUGUUUUAGGGAUUUAUUUGUGACUUAUCCCUCCCUCUUAAGGCAGUCUUUGUACUUGGGAAACUCUCAACACAUUGUCUUCUGGAAAAGCUAAAUCAAUACUUAACUACUGUUUCUUAUAUUGAGAUCAGAAAACCAGCAGCUCUACAUUGUUUGAACAAUCAUGGUUAACAAGUUUCAUACUUCUUGUUCACACAGUGAAAUGUGUCUUUAUGAAUUGUGUGCCUUUCUCAUUCCCAGUCCACUCUCAUUGUCUCACAAGCAGAGGUAUUGUGAUGACCAUUUUGGUAUAUAGUACUUUAUAUAUCCAGCAAUAAUUAAAAAGCAAAACAAAAACUAUUUGAAAUAUAUCCAUGUGUUGUUGAAAUGUAUAUGUGUAUCUUUGUGUAUAUACAAGGCUUAAUUUAUACCUUAUGGCAGCUCAUGAUUUGCUAAUUUUACUGGAAUUUAUACAGUUAUGAAACAGUGAUAUAACUAUAAAAGAUUAAAAGAUUUUACAUCUGUA